Molecule: messenger RNA, 2247 nt
Organism: Siniperca chuatsi (mandarin fish)
Lineage: Eukaryota; Metazoa; Chordata; Actinopteri; Centrarchiformes; Sinipercidae
Gene: tmed2
Product: transmembrane p24 trafficking protein 2
Exons: 4
Coding region: 199-804 (201 amino acids)
Biological process (GO): intracellular protein transport; endoplasmic reticulum to Golgi vesicle-mediated transport; Golgi organization
Cellular component (GO): endoplasmic reticulum; Golgi apparatus; endoplasmic reticulum-Golgi intermediate compartment
Source: RefSeq, a predicted model, not a curated record
GGCCCUCGCCGUUCGCCGUUUAAGCCUGUACGUGGCAGUCAGAGAGCGGUACACAGCAGCUGAGGCUGAUGCGGCUCCUCUCCUGCAACAAUUCACUCUUACAAACGGACAUCCCGCGCUCCUACGGGACAUACUGAAGCAGGGACACUCUUUACACAAUCAGACUCGGUGUGACGCCCGCUGUAAAACAUUUAAAACAUGUUUACCGUGUCGGAGCUGGUUGUCUUGCUGGCCGUCCUGUCCGCCACUGCGUCCGGCUACUUCGUUAGCAUAGACGCCCAUGCCGAGGAGUGCUUCUACGAGCGGGUCAACUCCGGCACAAAGAUGGGCCUCAUGUUUGAGGUUGCCGAAGGAGGCUUCCUGGACAUCGAUGUCGAGAUAACAGGGCCUGAUGGUAAGCAGAUUUACAAAGGCGACAGAGAGUCCAGUGGGAAAUACUCUGUGGCAGCACACAUGGACGGAACCUACAAGUUCUGCUUCAGCAACAAGAUGUCAACCAUGACACCCAAGAUCGUCAUGUUCACCAUCGAUAUUGGAGAGGCCCCUAAAGGCCAAGACAUGGAGACAGAAGCCCACCAAAACAAGCUGGAGGAGAUGAUCAACGAGCUGGCAGUUGCCAUGACGGCUGUAAAGCAUGAGCAGGAGUACAUGGAGGUUCGCGAGAGGAUACACAGAGCAAUCAACGACAACACAAACAGCAGAGUGGUGCUGUGGUCGUUCUUUGAAGCUCUGGUUCUGGUGGCAAUGACACUUGGACAGAUUUACUACCUGAAGAGAUUUUUUGAAGUACGGCGAGUGGUGUAGUGCGAUUAAAUGAUCCCUCUGUGUCCUCCACUGUUUUCUCCAACACCAAGACAGUUAUUUACACUCUGGUAAUGAGACUGGCAGUUUUGAGUAAAGCCUACAUAUGAUUGGAUCUCAGAUGUUUUGUUCUCAUGUUACCUGUUUGGUUCCUUCUCAAAAAUGUCAUUAGUGUUUGUUUGGAACGAAUGGCAAAAAGAUUCUGGGCUAGAUGUCAGUUGUCAUUAGUUUUUUCUUUCUUUUUUUUUUUGUUGAACAGAUUUGUUGUCCAAUAUUGUUUGAUAAUUACAGUUAAGUACCAAUUACUAGCCAGUACAGUUUUGCCUGUGUGAAUGACUGUGAGGCUCAUAAUUUUAAGUAAAGGCAGUCAGAUGAAAAAGAAAUGCACAGAAAUGGAUAGGCAUGUGUGGGGUGACCACAGGAGAAUGUAGCCCUUAUUAAGAUAUAAACGGGACCCUUUUUCCUAUGAUUUUAAAAAUGGCGGGGGAAAAAUACAUUCGUUUUUUGUCUGAGAUGCAGGAGGUUUCGUUUCCAGUGUCUAAGCCAAGUCCAGACAGUGUACUGGCAGAUAUGUGAUAUCUGUACAUUGUGUUAAUGCUCUCAAACAACAAAAUGCACUCCUGAUGAAUACAUCUAAACAUCUGAAGGAUUUACACUGCAGCUGGUCUUUAAGGGAAACUGUACAGCUUCUAGCUCUGUUGAUUCGUAGCGAUCCAUGCCACGGGUGGGGGCUUCAGUGGACAUCUUUUGCAGGGAAACGGUGUGACUCCCUACGUAGUUCAGAAAAUGACAACAGGCGAGUGGUUUCUCUGCCUCAGAGUUCACAAGUUGAUUUAAUUUUCAAACACUUACCUUAAACUUUCACUUAGCAGUAAGAGCUGAGAAAGGGUUGUAUUUUAAACUGAACUACUUGGAGUGCAACUCCAAAGCAAAGUGUAGAGGAAUACUGAAAUACAUGUUACAUGUUGAGGGUGUUUGGGUGGGGGGGGGUCUGACACCUAAUGACUGCUGUGUGCUUUAGUUGCUUCUACUAUAGUUAUUUUGUUGAGGUUGGGGAUUUUAAAUUAUAUGAUUGUAUACAAUUUUGAACUGUUUGUUUUUCCUGGAGCAUAUCCUGUGACAUGCAACUGUUUGGAUGAUGCCUUUCAAAUGACUAUCUUUUUACCUUUUUCUUUCACUAUACAAGGUAAAAACUUAAGUCCAAGGCAGUAGCUUCACAUCUAGCACACAGCUGCAACAUCCUACGUGUUGCGUGUUACUGAAUGUGCUCCAGUUUUGUAUUAAAAACAAUCUUUGGUGAGCUCAGGCAGGUAAACUGCUCUGUACACAGUAUCUUCCUUUUUGUGACUACAACAAAAUCUGAUAAAUGGAUCUGUACAAAUGUAGAAUGGUUGUCUGUGGAAAAUGCCCCAGGUUUCAUAAUAAAUCCAAUAUUCUGUACAAUUA